This is a messenger RNA of Microdochium trichocladiopsis, 851 nucleotides long. RefSeq lists its product as uncharacterized. NCBI's taxonomy places the organism in Eukaryota, Fungi, Ascomycota, Sordariomycetes, Xylariales, Microdochiaceae. The transcript has 2 exons. Bases 107 to 610 code for a protein of 167 amino acids. The record is from RefSeq and is a predicted model, not a curated record.
GGUAUAUUCACAAGCCAUUAUUCGUGCAUCUCUUACAACGACCCAAACUUACACGACUGCCAAAGCACAGCACAGCUUCAGGAGCUACCAUCCAUCACCCGUCACCAUGGCCACCAACACAUACCCCAACAUCUGGCGAAAGCGCCACAACCUGACCGCUUGGAUUCUUCAGAUUCUGGCUUCCUUGGUGUACCUGAUCUUGGCCAUCUGGUCUUCCGUCAUGCUGAGCCGCAGCAGCAUCAGGCAUAGCUAUAACAGCUCGUACAGAAUUUCCGUCAGCAUGAUUAUAGUCAUGGUCUUCUCGGUCGUUACCAUAAUCUUCGACAUCAUUGAGAUAAUCUUCUAUCGCGGCACAAGGCUGAGUCCCGUCCUCAUGCUCGUCUUUUCUACGGUCAAGACCGUCACCUGGGGCGUCUACUUCAUCAUGGUUAUCAUCUCGGCUGCCGUGCUGCGCGCACCGAUCGGUCUGAUCAUCGAUGGCCCUCUCAGCUUUGUCUUGUUGGCAACAGCUGUCUCCCAGCUCGUCAUUUCUGCCAUAUUUGUCCACCGCCGCCGCAGAACUGCGUCGCUUGCUGGUUCUGACGAUGCUGUGCCCAAGCACGACGUCUAAGCCGGCGCGGCCUUGUUUAUCUGUCUGAAAGAUUCCUGCCUCCCUAUUGGGCAAGAUCGCUUUUUCUUUUUCGUUCAGCUUGGGAGGCGCACGGUCGGUGCCAAGCUGUCUCCCCUUGUUUGUUAGGCUUCCCAAAUCAAUGGAUACCCCACAUAUAACUUAGACUGUAUUUGUUUUAUGACUUUUUACGAACUUGCAUCAAUUCUUAAAUACUUUUCAAUUGAAACUUUCAAGCCCCCAU